UCAUGGGAUUUGCCAUCGCAAGCCUCUUCGCGGCUGCAUCAGCCGCUUCUGGAACUGCCACCUUUUACACUGAAUACGUUCCUUCUGCAUGCUAUGGAUACCAAGACCAGGGAACUAUGAUAGCAGCAGCGGGCGACUCCCUCUGGAACAAUGGAGCCGCCUGCGGAAAAAGGUACAGAAUCAGGUGCACCGGUGGUACCAAUCAGGGCGUGGCUCAGCCUUGCCGGAGCGGAACCGUCACCGUCAAGAUUGUCGAUCGCUGCCCUUCGCCGGGAUGCCAAGCAACCAUCGAUCUCUCUCGCCAAGCUUUUGCUGCUAUUGCUGACCCUGAUGCAGGCAAAAUCCGCAUCGAAUACACCCAGGCCUGAAGCUUCUGGGAGAGGAUGCAAAUCUAGGAAUAUAAUAUGUGGUGUUAAUGGUGAAUAACGCGUACAUCAGAUGAUCGAUGUACGU
Molecule: messenger RNA, 453 nt
Organism: Neltuma alba
Lineage: Eukaryota; Viridiplantae; Streptophyta; Magnoliopsida; Fabales; Fabaceae
Product: EG45-like domain containing protein
Exons: 3
Coding region: 3-368 (121 amino acids)
Biological process (GO): systemic acquired resistance
Cellular component (GO): cell wall; apoplast
Source: RefSeq, a predicted model, not a curated record